Molecule: messenger RNA, 942 nt
Organism: Clonostachys rhizophaga
Lineage: Eukaryota; Fungi; Ascomycota; Sordariomycetes; Hypocreales; Bionectriaceae
Source: the annotation of a GenBank genome assembly
AUGAGUGCUCGCUGGACAGAAAGUGAGGAGGAUUUCAUAUUUGCGUCCCGGGAACGAGGGAUUGAUUGGCGUGUGAUUUCAGAACGGUUGCCUGGGAGAUCUGAAAGCCAUUGUCGCGACUACUACGAGUACUGGGCAGGCAGACGGUCUGUAGAAGACAGGUUCAUUCUCAAGCUACGAGGCCGAGGGGCUGGAUGGGAUGAGAUUGCCGAACAGAUACCAGGGAGAAGUUCGUUCAGCUGCUCAGAGUAUUACAAGCACCAUCAGGAUCUGCAAACGUCAGAGAGAGCCAAAACCCAAUUCUCGGUGGUAUAUCACAGGUUGAAAGGGGAGAUGUGGAAGCAAAUAGGAGACGAGCUGGGUGUCGGAUGGCGGGCUGCCGAAGCAAUGCAUUGGCAGCUAGGCGAACAUGAACUCGAACGGCGAGCCAACCUCGCAGUCCCCCCAGGAGGAGAGGAGCAUACCAAGCAUCCAUGUCAGGCGAGGGGCAAAGAGCAGUCCGAAGCUGGUGAGAGUGACAACUCUUCCCAAUCGCAUGAAUUUUAUGAGUGGGAGCUCCCACCAUUAGCCCACUCGACCUUAUUCAUGAAUUGUCGGUAUUACUGCAGAGUGCCCAGAUGCAAAGGAAACACGUGCACAUGGGAGCACUGUACCGGCGAGCACUGUCCUGCGGAGCUUUGCAACCGGUCCUUCCCUUCAGAAGGAAGUAGCAGGAAACACUUACGUGCUCACUUCAAACCAGUUCAAUGCCCGUUCUGCGAACGGAGAGCUUCGUCUCAAUCCGAGAUGAGGAGACAUAUCACAACCCAUAAGAAUAAGCAAGACGAGAAACAUUCGCAUUUCUGCCCGUUUUGUAAGAAAGGCUUGACGAGGAAGGAUAACCUACGACGGCAUAUAAGGAUGAAACAUGGCGCGACUGAUUCGACGACGCCUUAUAUGUGA